Sinocyclocheilus anshuiensis is the source of this 1933-nucleotide messenger RNA. It is a transcript of the gene tcf25, whose product is annotated as TCF25 ribosome quality control complex subunit. Gene Ontology annotation, cellular component: RQC complex. The record is from RefSeq and is a predicted model, not a curated record. Bases 134 to 1915 code for a protein of 593 amino acids. The transcript is spliced from 18 exons. NCBI's taxonomy places the organism in Eukaryota, Metazoa, Chordata, Actinopteri, Cypriniformes, Cyprinidae.
UCCACUUCCGUUUAAAGUGACGUGUUUCCCAUGUGUUGAUAGCGUUUCCUGUUGAACGUUCAUUUCAAGUUUAUGAGAUAUUUGGGCUCAGUGUUAGAUUAUUGAUCAUUGAUCAGUUGAUCUGACGUCCAUCAUGUCGAGUCGCGCUCUGCGUAGGCUGAAGGGCGAGCAGCGCGCUCAGGCCGCUUUAAACACGCUAAAACUCACCGAUGAAGAUGAAGAGGAGCAGAUGAAGAGUGACAAAACUGCCCAUAAGCAGAAGAACACCAGCAACAUCUUUGAGCUGAUUGGUGAGGCUGAUGUGGAUGUAAGUGUGUCAGAUGAGGAGACAGCAGAGAGAAUCUGUGACAGACAACAAGAAGGAGCUCCACUAGAGAAAGAUGCCGUGAAGAAUGAGAAGUCAAACAAAAAAAAGAAAAAAAAGAAGAAAAAGACUCCAGCUGAGAAUGGAAGGGACGAUUUGAGUGUGGGAGAUGAUAUUGAUGCUUUGUUAGAGACCCUGGAGAAGAAAAAAGGCCCAUCAUACCAGAGCGCAAACAACAGUGCCUCUGAACACAGACCUGUACUGUACGUGGAACACAGGAAUCUGAAUCCAGAGACCGAGCUGAAGAGGUAUUUUGGAGCUCGCGCUGUUCUGGGAGACCAGAGAUCAAAACAAAGACAGAGGCAGUUUCAUCGGUGUACUUGGAUGACUGUUUUCAAAGAAACAUGGCCCCGCUUCAGUCGACCAGGUAUCUCCAUGAGUCUAGUGGAGUCUAAAGACGGCAUUCAGCGCUUCACCUUUGAACAUAAUCGUGACUAUCAGCAAGUCCAGUUCAAGUUUCUCGAUGCGGUUGAGUCAAUGGACCCCAAUAACUUUGUGCUUGGGAAGAUGGUUGGCAUGGUGUGUUUUCAAAUACACAUCAUAAGUGAAAAAAGGGCUUUAUAUAGUUUUGAGUGUGCAUUCCACCCUGUGUUCAGCCUGACGUCAGGCACGUGUCGACUGGACUACUGCAGACCAGAGAACAGGGCCUUUUAUUUAGUGUUGUUCAAGCAUAUGAUAUUUCUGGAGAAGAGAGGUUGUCCACGUACAGCCCUGGAGUACUGCAAACUGAUUCUGAGUCUGGAUCCAGAUAAUGACCCUCUCUGCAUGCUGCUGAUCUUUGACUUCCUGUGCCUGCGCUGUCGCGAGUACACCACCCUCAUCCGACUCUAUGAGGAAUGGGAGGUCCAUCGAAAUCUGUCCCAGCUGCCAAACUUUUCCUUUUCUGUGGCUCUUUCCUACUAUCAUCUGAGCCAACAGGAAGACAUUUCACCUGUGGAGAACCAACAGCUGAAGCAGAAAUCCAAUGUACUAUUGCAAAACGCUCUCAUCAUGUUUCCUGGUGCACUGAUGCCCCUUUUGGAUUUAUGCACAGUUCAACCUGAUGCUGUGGUGUCUUCUCACGCAUUCUUUGGGCCAUCAAGUCAAAUCGGGCAGCCUCCUGCACUCUCAGAGUUAGUGUCCCUAUAUGUGGGCCGCUGUCACAGCCUGUGGAAAGAGGCUGGAUUGAUGCUGUGGUUGGAGGAGAAUGUCAGAAAAGUGCUAAAGAGGGUUGACUCGCACGAUCCUUAUUUGGAGGACUGCCAAAAUAAGAGGAAGCAGCGAUACCAGAGUGCUCCCAGGAACAUCCAUAGACAUGUGCUGAUGUCUGAGAUCAAGGAGGCAACAGCUACCCUUCCUUUAGAAGUGACCACACAGCCAGGAAUGGGUUUUGACCCUCUCCCUCCUCUGGACUCCAUUGUGUCUUACAUCAGACCAGAAAGGCAGAACAUGGGGGCCUCAAAUGAAAGCACAUUAUCUUUGUUUUUCCGAUCACUGCUACCAAACUUCAACCUCCAGGGUUGCGUUGUGGUCAUCUCAGGGUGCAGGUCCACCAUCUGGUCUGGAUACUGACUGAAUCUGGCUGAAUAU